Messenger RNA from Choloepus didactylus (southern two-toed sloth), 936 nucleotides. Its product is annotated as olfactory receptor 2D2-like. Gene Ontology annotation, biological process: G protein-coupled receptor signaling pathway. Lineage: Eukaryota; Metazoa; Chordata; Mammalia; Pilosa; Megalonychidae. Gene Ontology annotation, cellular component: membrane. The record is from RefSeq and is a predicted model, not a curated record. Gene Ontology annotation, molecular function: G protein-coupled receptor activity; olfactory receptor activity.
AUGCAGGAACUCAACCAGUCCACCGUGACAGAAUUCAUUCUAUUGGGCUUUGCCCCAAGCCCCAGGACCAAUCCUCUGCUCUUCACCUUCUUUUUAGUCUUUUACCUGCUGAUCCUUGUGAGCAACAGCCUCCUUAUCACCCUCAUCAUCCAGGACUCAUGCCUCCACACACCCAUGUACUUUUUCAUCAGUGUCCUCUCCAUGUGUGUGUGCUACACCACCACUACUGUGCCCCAGAUGCUUGUGCAUAUUCUCAGCAAGAAGAGGGCCAUCUCUUUUGCUAGAUGUGUGGCCCAAAUGUACAUCUUCCUCCUCUUUGGGGUCACAGAGUCUUGGCUUUUCUCCAUCAUGUCUGUGGACAGAUAUAUGGCCAUCUGUCAUCCCCUCAGGUACAAGGUCAUCAUGAGCCGCUGGGUGUGUCUCCUCAUGGUGGGCAUCUGUGUGGCCUAUGGUGUGGUGGGUGGCCUGUGUGAUACCUUCUUUGCUAUGCGCCUGCCCUAUUGUGGUCCCAAUGAAAUUGACCACUACUUUUGUGAGGUUCCUGCUGUCCUGAAGCUGGCCUGUGCAGACACAUCCCUCAAUGACUUGGUGAACUUCAUCACAGGCUUCAAUGUCAUUGUGGUCCCACUGUCCCUUGUUGCCAUUGUUUAUGCCAACAUCUUUGCCACCAUCAUGAAGAUCCGCUCAGCCCAGGGGCAUAUCAAGGCCUUCUCCACCUGUGCCUCCCACAUCACUGUGGUCACCAUGUUUGCCAUUCCAUGCAUCAUCAUGUACAUGAGUCCUGGCUCAGGUGGCUUAUCAAACAGUGGCAAGAAAAUGGCCCUCUUCUAUAACAUUGCCACAGCCUUCCUUAACCCUGUCAUCUACAGUCUGAGGAACAAGGAUGUAAAAAAGGCUUUCCUCAAAUUGAUGGGAUGGAGCAGGACCCAAGAGUGA